AUGUCCGGACGUGGUAAAGGCGGGAAGGGAUUAGGUAAAGGAGGCGCCAAGAGGCACCGUAAAGUGCUCCGCGAUAAUAUCCAGGGCAUCACUAAGCCGGCUAUCCGGCGCUUGGCACGGAGGGGAGGUGUUAAGCGAAUCUCCGGCCUCAUCUACGAGGAGACCCGCGGAGUGCUCAAGGUCUUCCUGGAAAAUGUCAUCCGAGACGCCGUCACCUACACCGAGCACGCCAAGAGGAAGACCGUGACCGCUAUGGAUGUGGUGUAUGCUCUGAAACGCCAGGGCCAAAAGGUUCCAACGCACUUGCAUCAGACGAGUACAGAGCUCGCUAUGGCCCGCACCAAGCAGACCGCCCGCAAAUCCACCGGAGGGAAGGCUCCCCGCAAGCAGCUGGCCACCAAGGCUGCCAGGAAGAGCGCCCCGGCUACCGGCGGAGUCAAGAAGCCUCACCGCUACCGGCCCGGGACGGUGGCUCUCAGGGAGAUCCGCCGCUAUCAGAAAUCCACCGAGCUGAUCAUCCGCAAACUGCCCUUCCAGCGCCUGGUCCGAGAGAUCGCCCAGGACUUCAAGACCGAUCUGCGCUUCCAGAGCGCUGCGGUCAUGGCGCUGCAGGAGGCCAGCGAGGCUUAUCUAGUGGGGCUCUUCGAGGACACCAACCUGUGUGCUAUCCACGCCAAGAGAGUCACCAUCAUGCCCAAGGACAUCCAGCUGGCCCGCAGGAUCCGCGGGGAGAGAGCUUAG
Bombina bombina (fire-bellied toad) is the source of this 741-nucleotide messenger RNA. RefSeq names its product histone H3-like. The record is from RefSeq and is a predicted model, not a curated record. Gene Ontology annotation, cellular component: nucleosome. The transcript is spliced from 3 exons. Bases 1 to 741 code for a protein of 246 amino acids. NCBI's taxonomy places the organism in Eukaryota, Metazoa, Chordata, Amphibia, Anura, Bombinatoridae. Gene Ontology annotation, molecular function: structural constituent of chromatin; DNA binding; protein heterodimerization activity.